Messenger RNA from Acanthosepion pharaonis, 675 nucleotides. The record is from the annotation of a GenBank genome assembly. Lineage: Eukaryota; Metazoa; Mollusca; Cephalopoda; Sepiida; Sepiidae.
AUGCGUUUGAAGCUCAAAGCAAUCUGGACUCUCUCUCUUCCUUUCUCUCUCUCCCUCCAACCCCAUCUCUCUCGCUCACUCUCUCACUAUCUCCUCUCCUCUAUCUGUCUCACUUUCACUCUCUCUCCCUCCCUCUCUCGCUCCCCCUCAAUCUCUCCUCUAUCUCUCUCCCUCUCCUCUAUCCGAACACCUCCAUCCCACCCGUAUGGGAUUCUCUCUCCUCCCCUCUAUUUUUUUCCUCUCCCUCCCUCUCUCAAUCUCUUCUUCUUUAUGUUCUCCUUACUCUCGCUCUCUCUCUCCCUCGCUCCUCUUCUAUCUAUCUCUCUUAUUAAAUUCACUUUCACUCUCUCCCUCCUCUCUCUCUCUUCUCUCUCCCUCUCUAUAAAAUAUAUCUCUCGUUGUUCUCUCUGUCCCUCCCUUCCUCCCCAUUCGCUCCUCUCUCCCUCUCUAAAAAUCCUCUUUCUCCAAUUACUCUCCCCUCCCUCUCAGAUCUCUUUCCCUCUCAUCUUUUCGCUCUCUCGCUCUCUCUCCCUCUCUCGUUCACUCUCUCUCUCUUCCCCUCUAUCUUUCUCACUUUCAUUCUCUCUCUCACUCUCUAUCAUCCCCUCUUUUUCACUUUCUCUCUCCCUCCCUUCUUCUCUCUCUCUCUCUCUCUCCCUCUCUCACUUGCUUUAG